Messenger RNA from Polyodon spathula (Mississippi paddlefish), 3220 nucleotides. RefSeq names its product pyruvate dehydrogenase [acetyl-transferring]-phosphatase 1, mitochondrial-like. The transcript has 2 exons. Gene Ontology annotation, molecular function: protein serine/threonine phosphatase activity; cation binding. Gene Ontology annotation, biological process: protein dephosphorylation. Lineage: Eukaryota; Metazoa; Chordata; Actinopteri; Acipenseriformes; Polyodontidae. The record is from RefSeq and is a predicted model, not a curated record. The coding region runs from base 162 to 1793 and encodes 543 amino acids.
GAGUCAUGUUUGGGUGCAACUUUUACCGAUAAGCUAAUUGUCACAUUGCAAAUAAAAGCAAAAGAACGAAACCACUACAGCGGUUUGAAUUUAUUCCAUACGAUCUGUGAUAUUCAAAAGGCGGUUCACCAGAACAUUGAGAAGAUUUCUUUAAAACAGCCAUGCCUGUGACCUCCCAUAUAUUUACUACAGCUAUUCGCAAUGGUGAAAUCAGAAAGUUAGGCACCUCCACCUUCCAGAGCCACAAUCGGAAUCUAUGUUGGUCUUUGCCACUGCACUCCCCAAAAACAUUACAUGCACUGCUGAAAACAGCUAGCUCCACGACAUUGGGGUCAGGCAGCUCAAUAAAGGAAAACCCUCCAUGGUAUAUCAAGAAGCAGAGCUACAGAACUGCUUCCCAGCAGUACUACAAUCUGACUCCCCCUCAAGUCAACAGCAUCUUAAAAGCAAAUGAAUACUGCUUUAAAGUCCCAGAGUUUGAUGGGAAGAAUGUGAGCUCAGUUCUGGGCUUUGAUAGCAGCCAGCUGCCAGCCAAUGUGCCCAUAGAAGACAGGAGGAGUGUUGCCACCUGCCUGCAGACAAGAGGAAUGCUGUUUGGGGUGUUCGAUGGACAUGCCGGAUGUGCCUGUGCCCAGGCAGUGAGCGAAAGGCUUUUCUAUUACAUUGCAGUCUCUUUGCUGCCACACAAGACAUUGCUGGAGGUAGAAAAUGCAGUGGAAAAUGGACGUGCCUUAUUGCCCAUCCUGCAGUGGCACAAGCACCCCAAUGAUUAUUUCAGUAAGCAAGCUUCCAAGUUGUACUUCAACAGUCUGAGAACUUACUGGCAGGAGCUCAUUGACCUGAAUACUGAAGUGCACCAAGAUACUCAAGAGGCUUUCAUUAAUGCCUUCAAGAGGCUCGAUAACGAUAUUUCCCUGGAAGCUCAAGUCGGAAAUCCCAACUAUUUCCUUAACUACUUGAUGCUUCGAGUAGCAUUCUCUGGAGCCACUGCCUGCAUUGCCCAUAUAAACGGUGCAGAUAUACAAGUUGCAAACACUGGAGAUAGCAGAGCGGUGCUUGGGGUGCAGGAGGAAGACGGAUCUUGGACUGCAGUUACCUUAUCGAAUGAUCACAAUGCACAGAAUGAAGAUGAAAUCAAACGCAUUAGAUCCCAGCAUCCAAAGAAUGAGGAAAAGACUGUUGUCAAACAGGAUAGGUUGCUAGGCCUGCUAAUGCCAUUCAGGGCAUUCGGAGAUGUGAAGUUCAAGUGGAGCAUCGAGCUUCAGAAGAUGGUGCUGGAAUCUGGGCCUGAUCAGUUGAAUGAAAAUGAGCACACAAAGUUUACCCCACCAGACUACCAUACUCCCCCUUAUCUCACAGCCAAGCCAGAAGUCAUUCACCAUAGCUUAAGACCCCAGGACAAAUUCCUUGUGCUGGGCACUGAUGGACUGUGGGAGACCAUGCACAGGCAAGAAGUGGUGACAGUUCUUGGAGAAUAUCUAACAGGUGUCCACCUCCAGCAACCCAUAUCUGUAGGAGGGUACAAGGUGACCCUAGGUCAAAUGCAGGGCUUGCUAAUGGAGCGAAAAGCAAGAAUUUCUUCUGUCUUUGAGGAUCAGAACGCUGCAACCCAUCUGAUCAGGCAUGCAGUGGGCAAAAAUGAGUUUGGAGUGGUGGACCACGAACGACUUUGCAAAAUGCUGAGCCUGCCUGAGGAGCUUGCUCGAAUGUAUAGGGACGACAUCACCAUUAUCGUAGUGCAGUUUAAUUCUCAUGUCAUUAGUGCACAGAGCAAGCCAGGAGGAGGGGAGUGAACCUAGAGAUCUGAUUGUUCAGAUUUUUUUGCACAACUAGCGUGAAUGUGUCUGGAUUUACAACACACAUUCACUGCCUGGUCCUAACACAGCUGAAUGGAGUGGCUGCUGUUGAAACUCAGUAAUGGGUCAAUGUCCAAAAUGCUCAUUGUUUUGGGUAAUUUUUCCUGGGACAGCUGUUGCAGUAGUACCAGUGCAAUAGCAGAAGCAAGUACAGUCAGCGCUCAGAUGUACGUUACCAGAUACGUAAAUUGUGUCUUAUCGUCACCAGUUUCCAUAAAGCUCUUUAAUCUUAAACUAUUGAUUUGGUUAUCUUUUUUUUUUUUUUUCUCCACCUGCACAAUUCUGUCCCCUGUAAUGCACAAUUUAGUAAUUUAGACAACUAAAAUGUGAACGAGAAUUGCAAUUCCAGCUAAUGUAAAACACAUGAGAUUUGUCUUUUCCAUGACAAAAAUAAGAAAGAUCUUCACACCCCGACACCCAACAAAGAGUAGAGAACCACAGCAGAAGUAAUACAAGCAUGCACUUUUUAAUUAGUUUACAGGAGUAAGGGCUUAAAACAGGACAAUCAGUAAUGACGUAAUCACAAAAGCAAAAUCAGAAAACUUGAACAAAAAAAAUUAAACAGUCACUGUAAACAGUGUUUAUCCUUAAAAUGUUUGUUGUUGUACAAUUGCAUAUUUAAAUUAGGCUUUCAAUGUGUGGACUGGUCAUCAUGUGGUGUUAUUAGUGGAACAGCAUUCAGGAGGUCUGUUUUAUGAAGUAGACUCCCACACCAUGUCAGUGUAGUCAAAACUGUAUUUUAGUUUUGUUAGUUUGGUGGCUUGAUUCCUGUUCCUAUUUUAACACUCUUAUUUUCCACAAUACACAACAGUAUAAAUCUGUCAAUUUUUAAGCCUUUCUGUUCUGUAAAUUAAAAUAAAUGCCAUUUAUAAGAAGAUCCUACACUGACUGGCUUUUGUACCUGACAAUGUGUUGCUCAAGUGGAAACUGGUUUCUUGUCAAUUGCUGGAGGUUUCUGAGAUUUGGUCCACUGCAGCACACCUGUUUAUCACAUUGCAUUGCAAAGGUUUUCUGUCUGGAUUCACCAUGAUCAGGGUUGUGCUUUCUGGUGGGUUUUUUUUUUUUCUACAUCUGCUGCUUUGAGGUGUGGCUGCACAGGUAUCCAUCAUUAUGUCCCAGCAUACACUUAAAACAAGGAGACGUUCUUGUUUUACUUACAUUUCGGUUUUAUUUUGUCCAAUCAUUGUAUAAAGAAUCAAAGUUUCUCAUUAAUCCGAUUUACUCAAUUAUGUACUUUGAUUAAAUCUUACUUUCACAUUCUUGCUUUGUUCACUGUACAGCAAUGGGGUUAUCUCUUUGGGGAGAAAUAGUACCUGUGGCUGCCUUAUACAAGCUGUGUUGUCUGAAUUGAUACCUGUUUUAUA